Messenger RNA from Plasmodium malariae, 939 nucleotides. Its product is annotated as translation initiation factor IF-3, putative. The coding region runs from base 1 to 939 and encodes 312 amino acids. Gene Ontology annotation, biological process: translational initiation. The transcript has a single exon. The record is from RefSeq and is a predicted model, not a curated record. NCBI's taxonomy places the organism in Eukaryota, Apicomplexa, Aconoidasida, Haemosporida, Plasmodiidae.
AUGUUGUUUUAUUCAUAUUUUAUAAGUAAGUCUUUUUUUAUAAAGGAAUAUUAUUUGAGAACGAAAUUACACGGUUUAGGAAAAAUUAAUUAUGAGAGAUGCGUGUAUUAUCAUAUAACAAAACAGGCCUUAUAUAUUUUUUUAGAAAAUAAAUAUGUGCGAUAUGUGAGUAAUAAUACGUAUGAGAGGGUUCCUAAAAAGGAGGUAACUGCGUAUAAAUCCAUUGAAAGGGUUGAACCGAAAGAGGUACAACAACAUCAGCAGAGGCAGGAACAGGAACAGGAACACAUUAUAAAACAAUCGGGAAUAACAAAAAAGGAAACAAACAAAUCGGGAAUACUCAAAGGGGAAGAAGUGAGGUCUAGUAAGGGUAAAAACGAUGAAAUGACUUUAGAAGAUAUCAAAUCGAGGGUUAAGGAAAGGAUAGUGCCUACAUGUAUUGAAGUAGAUAAAGUAUGCAAUAUAAUGAACAAAGAAGGAAGUAUAAACUCAAUUAUUUACAAAAAGAAUUAUCCUUAUUAUAACAUAGAUCCAUCGGUUAAAACAAAAAAAAUUCAAAUAUAUUAUAAUUGUGAAAUGUUUGAUAUGGAUAGAAAAAUUAAUAAAAUAAAAAAGUUUUUAUUAAAUGGUAGCCCAGUCGACAUUCUCUUAAUUUAUAACAGUGAUGCCACUAUUAGAAAAAAACUUAACAAAAAAAAUAAGUAUAGGGAAGAUGAGAACAAAAAAAAGCAUAGAAAUUUUUCAAAUUUUCAAACAAGUAAUAAAAUUACAAAAUUUACAGAAUCGCAAAAAUUAAAAGACACCAAGUACUCUUUACAUAUAUACUUCAAAAUAAACUUGAUAUUAAAUCACAUAAAAAAAAUUUCAAAAGUAGACGAAAUAUUCAGGCAUAUCCAAAACAGUAACAAUAUUAUUCUAAUAAAAGCCUAUCCUAAGUAA